CCGCCGCCGCCGCCGCCGCCGCGUCCGGAGCUGCGCCCAGGCCGACCCGCGGCGAGCGCCCAGGGCGCCGGCAGCCCCGGCCCGCCCUCCCCGCCCCCAACUACUCGCUCCCCAACGGAAAGUUCGGCUCCGGCGGCUUCUCGCCCGGCAGCGGGGAUGAGCCGGGGUCGGGGGGCGCGCUGAGCGGCGGCCAGGAGGGGGCAACUUCUCCCGGGAGAGCGCCUCCCGCCGGGCCCCGCCGGCCGCAGCCCCCGGCGGGCUCGAGUGGUUUUUCCCUUGCCUGUGCCUCCCCCCUGCGGAUCCAAGAGACGGACCUAGGUCCCCGCGCUCCCGCUGCCGGGUGACAAGAGCCAGCGCCGCCGCCGCCGCCGCCUCGGCCGCCGCUCCCUCCGUCCCUCCGCCCGGCCGGCUGGCCGCUCCCGGCCGCAGCCCUUGCCCUGCCCGCCCGCCUGCCCGCCGCACCAUGGAGUUCUCGGAGAGGAAGCGGAGCAGGAAAUCCCAGAGCUUCAAACUGGUGAGCCGAGAUUAUCACCAUGAGGUCUGUAAGAUCUCAGAAUUCAGCACCGAUGUUAAUGGGAAGGCCAAAGAGACACAACCCAUUUUUUUAGGAGACGAAAGCAUGGAAAUUAAAAAACAAAUUACAGGAAUGAGAAGAUUACUGAAUGACAGCGCUGGGAGGAUCUACCAGCGUGUGGGCAAGGAGGGGGAGAAGUUGAAAGAAGAACCCCAGGAUCUGGAUUCGAUGUGGCCUCCGCGUUUGAACCCUGUGGAGGCCCUACCGAGCCUGCACCCGUCUUCCCGGGGUGCGUGGAACGAGCUACCAGCCCAGAGCGGGCGGUUCUCAGGGCAGUAUGGUACCCGCUCCAGAACCUUCCAGAGCCAGUCCCACGCCGCCGGGAGCUCCAAUGGAGAACUUCCAGUGGUGAAUUCGUCAGUUGGAUCAAACUGCUGUACUUGUAACUGCCAGUCGACGUUGCAGGCCAUUCUCCAGGAGCUCAAGGCCAUGCGGAAACUGAUGCAGAUUCAGGCAGUUGGAACCCAGAACAGACAACAACCCCCAAUUUCCCUUAUCUGCUCCCAGCGAACUGCCGUCUCACGCAAGAGAAAUAAAAAGAAAAAAGUGCCCCUGAAGACUGUGGAACCUCUCACUGUGAAACAGAAGCCCAGUGCGUUAGAAGCCGAGAAGAAGGCGGUGGCGGCCCCCGAGAAUCCCAGUCUCCCCUCGGCCGAGCACACCUCCCCCAGGGAGAACCACAUCCUAGGAUUUGGCAUCGUACUCGAAUCACCAGCCUCUGAUCCAGAAGUGCAACUUGCUGAAGGCUUCGAUGUGUUUAUGCCUAAAUCUCAGCUGGACUCUAUACUGUCAAACUACACUCGCUCAGGAAGCCUUCUGUUUAGAAAACUGGUGUGUGCAUUUUUUGAUGACAAGACUUUGGCUAACUCCUUACCCAAUGGGAAGAGGAAAAGAGGACUCAAUGACAACCGGAAAGGACUAGACCAAAAUAUUGUGGGUGCAAUAAAAGUCUUCACAGAAAAAUACUGCACUGCUAAUCACGUGGAUAAACUUCCUGGCCCAAGAGACUGGGUUCAGAUUCUACAGGAUCAAAUCAAACUGGCCCGAAGAAGGUUAAAAAGAGGCUCAGCAGAGGCAGCUGACGGUGAUGAACGGCUGGACUGCGUUUCUCUACCCCCAACAGGUCACAUAUUUGACACCAGGAGAGAAAACACGGAAGACACAGAGACAGCUUUCACUGCCUAGACUUCCCUUUAGCGACACUUCUUAGCGCACGCAUCUCCUCCAUUGGAAUUUCCUCAAAGAUCCACUAGCAUUUCAGGUUACUGCAAAGUGUGGGCGUUCUGUGAAGCUGACCCGUCACGUUUGAAUAGUUUUCAUAUUCUUUCUUUGUAAUGUGUGAUAAUCAAGCCCCCAAUUUGGUCUAAGAUUUUUAAAAAUCAUCUUCAGAGUUGAAUUCUCAGCCUUUAAAUGUCCAGCAUAUCACUGGGUUGGUUCAAUGUCCAUGAAAAAGAAGCAGUUUUAUUUUCCCUGCUUUUUUUUUUUUUUUUUUCUUUCUGUUUCAGUGUGAAUAUGGUAUAGAGUUUUGAAGCGUAUUUAUUUUAAUGUAAAUUGCUUAGUUGCAGUAUAGAGGAGAAUGGCUCUUUCCGGACCAAGGAAGCAGUGUUGAAGGCCAAACUUAAUUAGAAUCUUCAACAGCUUAGAAGAUGGAAAAGUUGUUUUGGGAGACAGGACAGCUCUGAUCUAUUAGAUGAAAUCAUUUGUGGCAUCAUCUUCUCCCCAGAAUAAUCAUUUGUCACUGAUAAGUGCAAACGAUACGUAAAUUCUUAGGAAAGAAAAAUCUUUCGCGUAGGCUGUGUCAACACAGUGACAAAAUAACUAAUUAAAAGGUGAGAAGCUCAAAGUAACCAGCUAUCCACAUGACACCUGACAACUAUUUUAACAGAUGGUUUUAGCUGAGUGGUCCAGGGUUGUGGCAUCAUGUGGCAACUGGCCACAAAUGUACUUGAUCUUAUAUACUUCACGUGGCUCUGGUACACGUGCCCCCCGCUUUAUAUGAAACCAACGAGUGAAAAUGUGGAUUCAUUUUAAAGAAAUAUUUUGGGCAUGUGGGUAUUUGUUUCACAGAGAUAUUUGCCUCCAGAUUCCUUUCUCUAGUAAGGUGGUGAAUUCAAAAUGC
This is a messenger RNA of Aethalodelphis obliquidens (Pacific white-sided dolphin), 2693 nucleotides long. RefSeq names its product BEN domain containing 7 (gene BEND7). Bases 464 to 1759 code for a protein of 431 amino acids. Gene Ontology annotation, molecular function: DNA binding. The transcript is spliced from 9 exons. The record is from RefSeq and is a predicted model, not a curated record. Lineage: Eukaryota; Metazoa; Chordata; Mammalia; Artiodactyla; Delphinidae.